UGGACAUCAACAUCAACACAAUCAUGAUCAUGAUCAUCAACAUCAUCAUCAUCAUAAUCAUCAUCAAUCUGAUCAGAUAGCAAGUUCAUCAGAUCAGGUGAUGGAUGAAACAAGUAAUGAUAAAAGUCGUGAAUCAUCAUCGGUAACUAAACCACAACAACGAACCGGAUCGGUUCAACCGAUGGCUGAAGCAUUAAGAUCUGGAUCAAAUAAUAAUCACAAUAAUAACGUUGUUGAAUCAACAAAUUCACAACGUUUAUUACAAUUAUUACGAUCAACUGAACCUGGUCAAUUUAUACCAAUAACAAAUCGUGAAGUUGGUGAAGGACAUGUUACAAUGAUUGGUUACACAACACCUAUUGUUAAAGUAGGUGAUCCAAUACCAAUUGAACAAUAUCUACGUGAACAACGACUGAUACAUGAUCGUAAUCAACAACAACAACCACAUCAACAAUCAAUACAAACGGUAUCGUCGAAUGUACCACAAUUAAUACCGGCAUCACCAACAUCACAAGAAGAAUUUGCACGGAUUCUACAACGUUUAAGUCAAAAUAUUCAUAAUCCAAAUUAUGUCCAAAACAGUAGUCCAUUGGUAACAGAAUCAUCAUUGACUAAUUCAGCACAAGAAUCAACAGAUAUUCCACUUCGAUUAGUAUUUACACCUAAUCCAUCAGUUCCACAACAACGGCAACAAUUUGUUGAUGCUCGUGGAACAUUAUUCACAUUGAAUGAUGUCAAUGGCAUUGCAUCUGGCACACAAUCUCAAAUUCAACCGGUCACUCGACCCGAACAAGCCAACACAAUCGAUGCAACAAGUAAAUUGUUGAAUAUUCAAGAUGGUAAUUCAAUUAUUGUUGAUAAUACUGCAAACGGAUUUCAAAGUGGUAUUCCCGAUUUUUUGAUUAGAGGAGCUGCACAAUUGGAUGCUCAACUUGCACAACAUGAACAACAAUUGACUGCUUCUAGUGGAUCUCAACAACAACAACAACAACAAUUAUCAUUACAAUUACAACAACAUCCUGUUGAACAACAACAGCAACAACAACAAUUUGUACAACCAUUGGAAAAACCACGCCCAUUUGUUGUAAUGAAACCAGGUUUUCGUAAUAAUCAAAAAUUAUUACAUCAAAUUCAAAUUGAACAUCAACAACAACAGCAACCUCAAACUAACGGAAUAUCAUCAUCACAAUCAACAUCGGAAUCGGAAAAUCCAUUUUUACGAUUCAAUCCAUUGAUUGGUGGUCAAUUAGUGCGUGCACCACAUCAUCAUCAUGGUGUUCAAAUUCAAACACAAUCACAUGUAAAUCCUGUACCUGGUUCGUCACCAGCAUUUUUUCAACAUUUUUCCGCUCAACUACCUGUUGGGCAACCACUUUUCCAUCCAAUUCAAGCUGUUAGUCGUGUAACUGGUGGUAAUGUUGGAUCAUCACAAAACUUGGGUCAAGCACAUUCAUCAUUCCUAAGAUCGGCUACACAAAGUUUUCCACCAUUAACACCUUCAGGUGGUUUCCUUAGUACUGGUUCACAACAACAAUCUCCAUCAUCAUCAACAUCAUUAAUUCAGCAUUCAGCACCGCAGCCAUCAACAUCAUCGUUUCUAACAGGUAGUAAUACUGUAUCACAAUCAAUGCCACAACCAUUUCAUGUUGCAAAGAAACAAACUGUACAAGUGGAAACAGUAGAAGGACCACCAUCAUCAACUGUAGAUACAAAAGCUGAAUUGCAGAAUCAAAUUAAACAUAUAUUAGCAUCAUCACCAAAUCUAUCGGAAGAUUCACGUGCAAGACAUCGUGAAGCCAUUUUUAAAGCUGUUCAUUCGUUAGUUGAACCAACUGAUUCAUCAUCAAGUCAUCAUCAUCAACAACCACAACAUCAAUCAACCGAUUCAUCGUCAUUAUCAUCACCAGUCCCAAGAUCACCAUCAUCCAAUAUCGAUUCAACGAAUCGUUUUUCAGGUUUCGAACCAUUUCAUCCAAAAUCGACGCCAUUCAAUUUUCCAGUUUCACAAACACAAUCGCUUUCUGGAGCACCACAACGAUUAAGUUCGACUAGUCGUCAACUUGGUGCUACGCCAUCUACAUUAGCUGUAUUAGGUGGUCCUAGUCCAGGAUCAUCAUCAUCAUCUGCACAGUUUCAACAAGCUGCAAAUGUUGGCCAAAUUCGUCGACCAUCACAAAUUCAAAUGGAACAAUUUACAUUGCCACCAAUACAACCAUCGGGUAAAUUACCAUUGAAUUUACUCUCAAGAUAUCCAUCAUUAUUACCUGGAUUUCAACCACCGAUGCUUUCAUCACAAGCCGAUACCGGUAAACAAGAUCAAACGAAUGAACAAAAAAUUCAGACUCAGAUUCAAGCCUUCCUUCAACAACAUGAUCCACAGCGACUACAAUUGACGCAACAACAACAAUCACAACAGCCAACUUUAUCGCAAGAAUUUCCCGGUGGUUCAUUCAUCAUUAAUCAACCAAUGUUUGGUCAACCACAAUCACAACAAGAACAUUUGAAUUCAAAUCAACGAUUUCAACAACAACAAAAUGGUCAACAUAUGGCCAAGAUUCGUUUGGCACCAGGACUUAUGUUAAGCUCUGAUGAUUCAACAUCAUCAUCUUCUGGUCAAUCGAAUAGUCAACGACAAAUACAUACACAAGAAGGUGGUAUUACUAUUACACGUGGUAAACCGAUUCCAAUUCCACCGGAAGCGAAUAGAAUUUCAGUGGCUACACCAACCGAUAAUAAUGAGAAUAAUAAUCUAAGAUUCCAUGUUAAUAGUAUGCAGGCUAGCCAACAACAACCACAUCAUAAUCAUCAAUUCCAUAAUCAUCAUCCACAUCAUAAUCGAUUUCAAACAUUUCAAUCAGAAGCCAGUAUGAUGACACCAAAAUUAAGUACUCGUGAAUUUUCUGAAUGGUGGAAAGAACGUGCAGUGGCUCCAUCCGAUAUUGCAUCAUUGACAAUGUUGACACAAUUGCCUGCUUAAUUAGAUAGGAAAUGUAUUUGUUUGUUUACGUGUAGGUGUUGCGGACAAUCAAUUAUUAUCAUUAACAACAACAUUAUACUGGAUUAUAAUGUGAGUGGAUCACUAAAAGAAUCGAAUCGAUUUUUUUCCCGAUGAAAGUAAACAUCAACAUAGACGACCACUAUCAUAUAGAAUCUAUAUUAUAGAUAUAUAGAUAUGAUGAAUGAAAUUUCAACUUUUUUUUUUGCUCUUGAU
Messenger RNA from Dermatophagoides farinae (American house dust mite), 3211 nucleotides. The record is from RefSeq and is a predicted model, not a curated record. NCBI's taxonomy places the organism in Eukaryota, Metazoa, Arthropoda, Arachnida, Sarcoptiformes, Pyroglyphidae.